Messenger RNA from Physcomitrium patens, 3313 nucleotides. Lineage: Eukaryota; Viridiplantae; Streptophyta; Bryopsida; Funariales; Funariaceae. The record is from RefSeq and is a predicted model, not a curated record.
GACUGAUUGAGUGUGGCUGCUUUCUUGGCUAUGUCUCCGCGAAUUCGAAAUCGGUAGCCGCAUGGAUUGUGUCCAUCGCAUACUUUUUGUGUUGACGAGGGCUGCGUGGACGGUCAGGCGGAGUGCGCCGUGGUGCAGUCCUUUCUUGUGAAGAAGAAGAAGAAGAAGAAGCAGAAGAAGAUGAAGAUGAAGAAGAAGACGAAGGAGCGGAGAAGAUGAUACUCUGUUUCGGAGUGUGUGCAUGCAGAUGUCGGUGUGGUCAGUGCGGUGGUUUAAGAGGGGAAUUGAGUGCGUUGGCCGAUUUCGGAUGUGCACUUGGACGGCGACGGGUUCGCCAUGCGGUGUUGCGAGUUUCGUGACUGGCGGAGUUUGUGUUUCGUAGCAAGAACGGCGGUGGUGUUCAGUUUGUGUUGACGUUCAGGGACUGCGACUCUCUCAAAUUGAGGAUUACAGGAGUGGUAACUUGAGCCUGAUUCAAGCCUGGGGGGAGAGAGGGAGAGAGAGAGAGAGUUGAGGAACUCUAUUGUAGAUGUGAAAUUUGGUUAUCCGGAGGUUGUAUAGUUUGAUCAUGCUUUUGAAAAAGUCUUGAGGACCGUUAGGGUAUAUUGCUACGUGUAAGCAUUGAAUAAAUGGGCUUUUGUAGAUUCGUUCUAUCGUUGAUUCCGUAGGAUGUUCUUGAAGUAAAGUUUUUCUCUAGCGGCGAGAGUUUAUGUUGCAUGGUUUGGUUCAUCGAUACCGGUUUAAAGCGUUCUCAAGUCCUUGAAAUGUAUCCGUCGUGACCACAAUUUCUUGGACAAUUAUUGCAGCGGAAAUAACCCGGAGUCUGGGGCGGAGGAUUGUGUAAAUUGAUCAAUGCGUGAUCGGUCAACAUGGGGUUACACAGUCAUGGUUGGUUGCGUUUCUGCUCAUGCUGUGAAUAAUGCCCGACUAUGCGGUGGCUUUAGAAUCUCCAAAAGAAACAAAUGGUGAGCGGGGCAAACAUUUAAGCCACACGCCAUCAUCCAACAGUAUCGACGAUGAAUCACGAGGCAGCGGCAAACCAAAAUUAGGAGCUUUCCGUGCUAUAAUCACCACCUCCAAGUUUCGCAAUUCUUUGAAAAAGCGGCGCAGUAACAGUUUGACUCGUGUAACAAGUUUGGCCCUACCUAUUGUGGAUAUUCGUGAUGACAAGGACCAGAAGGCUGUUGAAGAACUUCGCAAGGAACUUUUCGACAAAAAUCUGCUUCCUCCACAGCAUGAUGAUUACCACGCCCUUCUGAGGUUUUUGAAGGCAAGGAAAUAUGACGUCAAGAAGACCAUAGAAAUGUGGAGAAAUAUGCUAGCGUGGCGCAAAGAUUUUAGGACAGAUACAAUUAUCGAGGAUUUUCUUUUUACAGAGAUUGACACAGUAAGGAGAUUUUAUCCACAAGGGCAUCACGGGGUGGAUAAAGAAGGCAGGCCUGUUUACAUUGAAAGAAUUGGCAAAAUACAAGCACAGAGCUUGUUGGAAGUUACUACACUUGAGCGGUAUUUAAAAUUUCAUGUACAAGAGUUUGAGAAGCUGCUUAACUUGAAGUUUCCAGCAUGCUCUGUCGCCGCAAACAGACAUAUUGAUACCACCACCACCAUCCUUGAUGUAUCUGGAGUGGGCUUAAAAAACUUCAGUAAACCUGCGCGAGACCUGAUUCUUGCCAUCCAGAAAGUUGACAACGACAAUUAUCCAGAGACGUUGGCAGGGUUAUUUAUUGUCAAUGCAGGGCCAGGAUUCAAAAUGCUUUGGAGCACAGUCAAGGGCUUUUUGGACCCCAACACCGCCGCAAAAAUACACGUCAUUGGUACCAACUAUCAAAAGAAACUUCUUGAGAUUAUCGAUGAAAGUAAUUUGCCAGAAUUUCUGGGCGGAGGUUGCAAUUGCCAAACAGAAGGAGGAUGUUUGCAGUCUGACAAGGGCCCCUGGAAGGAUUCUGAUAUAUUGAAGGUUUUAAACGCGGCAGAACAGAGCAAAGUUGGCCGAGAGAGUGUGUCCUCUGCAAGGGAGCACGCGGCUUCUUCUCAUUUUGACGACAUAAAAAGGGAAAUCGGAGACCAGGGUAGUGGAGUAGAAGAAUCUACUGCAGAGUCUGGACCAAAGAAAAACGAGACUCGUGCCGACGAUGAUGUGUUAACCGUGAAAGAAGAGGUCGUCGUAGGCAACAAAGAUGUCACGAGCGGAUGCGGUAAACACGCCGCUCCGAACUCUUCAGAGAAGACGGGGGUUCGGUGGACGACAGGCAUGCAGGCUCGAUCGAUGUUGUGGUCUCUGCUGUGGGCGUUGGUAGAUUGGCUAAGCCGACCGUUGAGGCUUGCGAUGAGGAAUGUGCACGAGAAAGAGGCAAAGGAGCGGAUGAGAUUAGAUGAGUAUGUGAGAACGACGGGGCUUAUAUCGAAUCGUGUGGCAAUGCUUGAGGAAGAUUUCAGCACAUUGUCUUCAACGUGUAAUUCAGCUGCCAAAUCACCUCCAGUGGAUCCUUCCGAAGAAAAGUUCCAAGCUCUGGAAGCGGAAAUAGUAGAAGCAAAGAAGAACAUUGAAGAGGUGUUAGCAAAGCAGGAGGAGCUAAUGAACGAACUGCAGCAAAUGAAGGAGUACCGCAUGAUGAAAAAGAAGCGACAUCACAGGCUGCUUUUGUUGUGAGCGCUUGGAUUGUCCGAAGUGAAGGUUCGAAGGGAUGCAUUAAUGUUAGGCCAUGCUUUCGACUUUGUCUUAACCUUCAUGCCUUCGCAACUAUUAUUGAGAAUCCAAUAAUUUUUCCUGUUCGUCUUGAAUACCAGCAGGUGCUCAAACCUAAGUAAAGUUUUGCUUACAGCAUAAUCCAGCAUUACUUAACAUGGAGACAUGGCUGGUGCUAAAGUAACAAAUAGGUUCGAUUGUUCAGUAACCUUUGGAGGGUCGUGGAUUUAAUGAGUUUUUAGCCAUCGCAUUUAGCUUCCACACUAUGUGCUAGUGCAUCUGCUGGUCUGUGUGGACUUGGAUAAGGUAGCAUGCUCUCCUUUCCUAUUAGAAGAUAGCCUGAUUCCAGACAGGUGGACAGAAACGUAGUUCUUGUAGUAUUUUAGCAUUGAUUUUGCGUUACUAGUUGUGCAUGGAUCACUUUUUACUGACACGAAUAUGGUUUACAGUUUACAAGCAGGAGUCUACUUGCUUAUAGAAGGGGCACGUUUUGAAGAACUGAACGUAGUCCUUGGUUUAGUCUAUGUUGGAGUGGGAUAUGUAUUAUGAACUCACGGUGUUCUGUACAUGUAAAUGUAUCAAUCUUUCCGCAGGUGAUUAUGGAAAUGUAUCUGUGAUGUUAGUAGA